UGCAAUAAAUAGACAACUUAUUUACUAGCAACUUUCUUCGCUGGCACUUUUUGAUGUGCUUGUAGAGGGAAUAAGGGUUUUCUUUCGCAAAAUUAACAAUAUCGAACGGUGCAGAGUGUGUGCACAGGAGAUUGUUACGUGCCGAAGCCGAAGCGACGCGGAAAGUUUGCCCUGGUCAGAAUGGGAAUGAACGUGAGCCGUCAGGUGGACCUAACGGAGAACGAGUAUCUGCAGCGUUUUGUCGGCAAAACACACGUUCCUGCCUACGAUGACGAUUUCUGGAAUAACUUCCUACAGUACCACAUCAAUCUACCGACAAACAGCCAGGAACAGUUGAGUCUGGAUUUGCGGCUGGAAGCGCUUUGUCAGAGCUUUAUCAGCCACAAUCUACACACCGGCAACUUUGGCUCGUUGAUAAACGUUUUCCUGCUGAAAGUGUCGGAGCUGCUUACACUGUCCGAUACCGAGAGCAACGUUCACAUAUGGCACGCCUUCAACGCACUGUUUAUAAUCCGAUGCUUGGUCAAAUAUAUGAUCGAGACCGGGUCGGAGUACCAGCUGUUACAGCAUUUCGAAGCGCUACCUGUCCAAGCGGCUGAUAAUGAUACGACACCGAGCGAGCCCUAUUCCGCUGGUACGAGUCAGACCGCCAUCCCUAUGGAUGUCCGAGCGGUAGAGGAAACGAAAGCGGCCGUUGCCAAGCUGGUCGAUGGCACGAAAUUUGAAACGUUUCUGGAGGCGCUCGUUAACAUCGUUGUCGUGAUACCGGUGAAAGAAUUCACAUAUCACCUUAACCUGGAGGCGGUUAACUGCAUGAUUAUCUUGCUUUCGGUCAGCUUAUUUUCUCAGCAAACGAUGGAAAAAUCCACCAUCUACCGUACGAUCUACCGCUGCCAGCAUGCAAACACGCUUAUGAGUGCGCUGUUACAUUUCCUGAGCCGCAUGAGCCAAGCACCGCAGACAAUGUUCGGUUUCGGGACGGGUGGUUCGUUCGUGUUCGGUAUUGCGGAAUCGCUUUGGUCGAUACUGACGUUCGCCCGCAAACAGCCGGACAUACUGACCGCUCACGAUCUUCCGAGCGCUUUCCGGGAGCACUACCCGCUGGCGAAUCAGAGCCUGCUGCUGAUUCUGAUCCUUACCAAUCACCACGCGACUAAAGAUAAUCCGUAUCGGAUUAGUUUGUUUGGAUGUUCCGAUUCACAAGAUUCACCGAAAGAGGAUCCGGCAACGUUCAAGAUAGACUUUUCCUCGCUGUACAACACACUGUGCCGAAUAGUGACUAUCGAUCAGGCAACCUUACUGCUCUAUCUGCUGCUCUACCGAAACCAAAGAUUCCAGAAGUAUGUGAUGGCCCAACAGAACCUUCAGCAGCUGGUCAUUCCGAUCCUGCAAACCCUGUACAAUGCGCCCGAUAGUACUUCACAUCACAUUUACAUGUCGCUGAUAGUUUUGCUCAUUCUUAGCGAAGACGACAACUUUAACAAGAGCGUCCAUCAGAUUAUGCUGAAAAACAUUACCUGGUACACGGAGCGUUCGAUCAGCGAGAUCUCCCUCGGUGGGCUGCUGAUACUGGUCGUCAUCAGGACGAUUCAGUACAACAUGCUAAAGAUGCGAGACAAGUACUUGCACACCAACUGUCUCGCAGCGUUGGCCAACAUGUCCGGCCAGUUCCAGUCACUCCAUCCGUACGUGGCUCAGCGAUUGGUAAGUCUGUUCGAAACCUUAGCGAAGAAGCACGCGCGGCUAGACCAGCAGCUGAAACAACCAAAUGGUCCGAACGGCGAGCCGGACGUUUCCAUACCGAUCGGUGGAGGACUCACGUCCGAAGAUAUGCUGCAGGAUUUGUCCGUGUUGGAGGAGGUGCUGCGCAUGGUGCUGGAAAUUCUAAACUCCUGUCUGUCGCAUCAACUAGUGUACUGUCCCAAUCUGGUGUACACUUUGCUGUACAAACGUAACGUCUUCGAGGCCUUCCGAAGUCAUUCGGCAUUUCAGGAUAUCAUACAGAACAUAGACAUGGUGGUUGGAUUCUUUUCCUCCCGAUUGCAACGGGUGCAAGAGCAGCGUGGUGAGCUUGGCGUGAACGAAGUGCUAGAAGUAAUUUCGAAAGGCGCUAGCCAGUGGUCGAGUGACCGUUUGCGGAAAUUUCCCGACCUUAAAUUCAAAUACGUCGAGGAGGAUGCACCGGAAGAGUUCUUCAUCCCGUACGUCUGGACGCUCGUGUGCAAGGCCGGCUGUGUACAUUUCAAUUCCGAAACGAUAAAGGGCGUUAGUGCGGAGAUCGUUUGUUAACAUUACCGUUUGUCCGUCGCCGCGAACCCUGUCAAUCGUUUUCCGGGUAGUUUCCAAAUUCGCAUCUUCCCAGCCAGCUGUUUGCUGCUUCCUUCCUUCAGCACAAAACCUGUGAACGGUGAACAGAGCAAGAGACAAUAUGAGGAACACGGCGUUCCUACCACUAGCUUAACGUGACUUAAUUUAUGCGUUGCUUUAUUUGAUCAUUCGACUGUACGUUUAGCAGCUGUGUCUCGAUUGUGUGCGGUAAUAGCUUUUUUCGGAAGAAUGCAUUCCCUACAGAAGAUGCUAUAUUUUUAUAUGUUGUAUUUAAUUUAAAGAUUUUGAAGUACUGUUCUGUUUUCGUUGCGAACCGGUUUUUUUGUAUUUUAUCUCAAUUGUUGUAAACCAGCCCGAAAAUUAUGGAAUCGAUUAUUAAUUUUGCAGCGGAUGAUAUUGGUGGGGAAGACUUAACAGCGAUUAGCUACGAAAACAGGCAAUAAUAAUAACAGUAAGCUAUUGUGUGCAAAGACACAACAAAUGGUUCUAAAAACAAACAAACAAAAAAACAGUUGGUCCUAUGUCUAACGAAGAGUGUGAAUAAUGAAACUACUGUGUGUGAUACUCUACACGGGAAGCCGUUGAUUAUUUGACUUGGUAGCAGAACGCAGACAAGAGCGUUACCCUUAGGGAGUUAUACAAUGGAAAACGAUUGCUCCUAGUGUGUAGAUGAAUGAUUUUAUUCCGUUUUGUACGGGUCUCGCCCGUACGAAUGAAUGGAUUAGUCGUAUUAGCAAGCCGAUGAUAACAUUAUACUAAACGAAAGGCACGAAACAGUUAGCAAACAUUUAACAGCUUGAAGGAGUGAGUUUCGAUAUACGGUGACUAGCGAAUCGAGAUGAUAGCUUGAUGAUGGCAAACUGAAAGUUAAACGUUAUAAAUUUACAAAACACAAACCGAUAAACUAUUAACCCCCCUCCCUGACAAACUGAGGCAAGCAAAUAGCGUCAGUUGCAGUAUA
Molecule: messenger RNA, 3289 nt
Organism: Anopheles stephensi (Asian malaria mosquito)
Lineage: Eukaryota; Metazoa; Arthropoda; Insecta; Diptera; Culicidae
Product: dymeclin
Exons: 10
Coding region: 181-2289 (702 amino acids)
Biological process (GO): Golgi organization
Cellular component (GO): Golgi apparatus
Source: RefSeq, a predicted model, not a curated record